AUGGCUUCAGCAUAUAGUCAGGAGCAAGUUUCGCAGUUCUUCGGCCACAUCGGUCUUCCUAAAGCGCUGCGAGAAGACCUUCGGCCUUCAUUGAUGCUCUUGAAAGCCUUGCACACUCACUCGCUCGCUACGUUCCCUAUCGACCUCGAUCCUCAACAUCUUUUUCGAAAGAUGGUGACUGAUAGACGUGGCCGCGGUGGUUUCUGUAUGGAGAUUGCGAUCUUGUACAACCACAUUCUUCGGGCUAUAGGAUUCGAUGCAUAUACUGCUGGGGUACGAACUCGAGGGAGACUUGAGGGUGUUCCAAAAGGGGACUAUCCAGGCUGGAACCAUAUCGUGAAUAUCAUCACUUUCCCCGAUGGCAGCAAAUAUCAUUCCGAUGUAGCAUUCGGAGGUGACGGCGCCACGAUGCCAAUGCCACUCGUCGACGGUUUCGUACACAAGAACCUUGGAACCCAGCAAAUCCGACUCAAGAAAGAUUGGAUACCUCAUCAAGUCCACAAGACAGAAGAGACCAAACUCUGGAUCUAUCAGUAUCGAAACGGUCAAGACAUGGAGUGGAACUCUUUCUACUCGUUUCCGGGCAUCGAGUUCUUGGCUUUGGACUGGGAUGUUGUAAACUGGUGGAUUAACACUCACGCGGAUAGCCAUCAGCCACGCAAUGUGUUGACUAUCAAGUUUCUGCUUCGGCCUGUGGAUACUGAAGCGAGCUUCGAAGGGGAGAUGGAGAUUUACGGAAAGAGAAUGCUUGUGAAUGGAGUUGUUAAAGAGAAUCUCGGCGGAAAGACAUAG
Messenger RNA from Fusarium subglutinans, 792 nucleotides. Its product is annotated as arylamine n-acetyltransferase. Gene Ontology annotation, molecular function: acetyltransferase activity. NCBI's taxonomy places the organism in Eukaryota, Fungi, Ascomycota, Sordariomycetes, Hypocreales, Nectriaceae. Bases 1 to 792 code for a protein of 263 amino acids. The transcript is spliced from 3 exons. The record is from RefSeq and is a predicted model, not a curated record.